CAACAGUUCUACGACUUACUUCAAUUCGCGACGCACGAUCAUCAUAAUCCUCCCUAUUGCAGGCUGUCAUUCACGUUUACUAGUAUCUACCCCUUUCAUUCAAGUUGGAGUCUGCAUAGGCUAGAGCAUGGAGAACAUCAUCGCUCAGGUACCUUCGUCGUGGCCAUCGGACUCGAAUCCCACAAGGUCUUUCGAAGCCACAGACCGCCAGAGCCCACCACUGGAAGUGGACGACCGAAUGUCGGAGCGGGAUGCCGCCAUCGACAGGGAACUUCUCGAUUUAGUGCAAGGAAUUCUGGAUGAGGCCGUCGAGGGUACUGAUGCUGUGACUAGUACUGGUGCCAUCUUCGCCAGCCAUGGUACCGAUACCACCGCGUCGAACGCUGGACCCGUCGUUCUGAACGAUUCCGAGGACACCACUUAUGCCACGAACGGUCACGUCGGUAAUGCCCCCCAUACCAACACUGCCUGGGCUGGAUAUGAAGGCUACUUCCCCGCUAUGCCUAUCACGUCCACUGCGACCUUCGGGGGCGAGAGUUACGAGCAUCGAGCUGACACGGGAACGGCCCCUUGCACGGAGAACUCGGCGUAUGAGUCGAUUUGGAGGACGCCGAGGGCGGAGGCGAUGGGUGUAGCUACGGGGGAUAUGUAUGCGAGUGACCCAACCACGUCGUCCGCCGCCUCCGGUUUGGACUCGUCGUUCAACACAGGCCUCGUUCAGUUCCUCAAGUCAUUCGACUUCUCAGGCUUCCCAGUCUCUCCGAGUUCCGGAUGGUCCGAACUGGUCGAACUGAGGAAUGAUAUUUCCCAUCCCGAAACAGGUUGCGAUUUUGAGUCCUACUCCGACGCCAACAAUAGCACCAGUAGCAGCGUCGCCACCAGCACCACCAGCAACGUCGCCAGCACCAGCACCAGCACCACCAGCAGCGUCGACACCCACGUUGACACUGCAAGCCCCAUCACUCGGGCUACGAUCUUUCCUAGCAAGAGCAAGAAAAACAAACGUCGUGUUACUUUCGAGUUAACGACUGAGUCGGCUUCAGUACAUGAACCGCCGCAGAAGAAGAUGAAGACUCAGACGACGGGGCUAGUGGAAGAAUGCGACCACCAAGCACCCCGAGUCAGAACAAGUUUCUGCAUAGAAGACGCUCUCCGCACCUUCGCCUCCCACAAACCCAGCGACGAAGUCUUCCUCGCGAUCCUCGAACAAAUGAAGGAUCCCUACGCCGGACUGAGAGGGAGAGACCAAAUCGACAGGUGUGGCCAGACUUUAUUUUGGGAUUUGCAGAAGAGGUAUCUGGAGACUAAGCCGCAGCCGCCGGCGAAUUCGAUGAUGGACAUGCUGGAGGCUCCUGGCUCGAUGUUUCUCGUUACGCUAAGGACAGCCGCCCCGCCUUCAAAGGUAGAGAUGUAUACGGAGUGGUUGGAGGCUUCUGAGUUCGUCCUGGAAGCAGUUGAGAGAUUACUCAAGAGCAGGAUCCCCGGAACUCGCAGACGCCAGACGGGCCUCGGCCGCAUCUGCUUCCCCCUCCUCCUCUCGUUUAUCUCCCAAUUUAUCUUCCAAGUCAAGUCCAUCUCCUCGGGGAAUCAUGCUGGAAAUUCCAAGGAACAACGACUACACUUCGAGUGCAUCGAUAUACAAGAGGCCUGGUUUCCCGCCGACGAAGCCAGAAGGCAGUCCGCAAGAAUGAAGGGGACCAAGAUCCUGGAGCGGUUCGACGUGGUCAUGACCAACGCGUUCGAUAGAUUUCAAAAGGAGAGUGGGGAUAAGAAGAAGGCGGCGUGGAAGUUGAAGGAUGAGGAAAAAGAGUUUAUGAAGAAUCUGGGUGCGUUGAGUGAGCAGGGGUAUGGAGUUGGGGACUCAGCCGUUGAAAGGUGUGACUCUUUGUUUGGGAGUACAAGCAACGCGAUACGAGAGUUUGUUGAGGAUUACAUUGGGUAGGAUUAUGCCGUGCGGGGUCCUAUCAUCGCUUUGACGUUCCCGAGUCUUCGAAUCUUCAAUGGAACGGACAAUGUGUUUCUAUGCUUACCAUCUUGUAUUCAUGACCAUCCACCGCCAUGUAGCAUUAUAUUCCCCGACUUGUUGUGUACCACUUUUA
This is a messenger RNA of Stereum hirsutum FP-91666 SS1, 2099 nucleotides long. RefSeq lists its product as uncharacterized. Lineage: Eukaryota; Fungi; Basidiomycota; Agaricomycetes; Russulales; Stereaceae. The coding region runs from base 626 to 1942 and encodes 438 amino acids. The record is from RefSeq and is a predicted model, not a curated record. The transcript has 5 exons.